AUGGCAAUGAAGCAACCUCACGUAGUCAUCUUUCCCUUCCCACUCCAAGGUCACAUGAAGCCCUUGCUUUGCUUAGCCGAGCUUCUCUGCCAUGCAGGCCUUCAUGUCACCUAUGUCAACACUCACCACAACCACCAGCGCUUGGCCAACCGCCAAGCCCUCUCGACUCAUUUCCCCACCCUCCAUUUCGAGUCCAUCUCCGAUGGCCUCCCCGAGGAUGACCCCCGUACCCCGAGUAGUCAGUUGUUGAUUGCGUUGAAGACGUCCAUUAGGCCUCAUUUCCGGGAGCUGCUCAAAACCAUUUCACUUAAGGCCGAAUCGAAUGAUGCUCUGGUGCCGCCUCCGAGCUGUAUCGUGACAGAUGGGAUCGUGACUUUUGCGUUUGAUGUAGCGGAGGAGCUGGGGCUGCCCAUUCUAAGUUAUAACGUUCCCUGUCCUCGUUACCUGUGGACUUGUCUUUGUCUCCCCAAGCUCAUUGAGAAUGGCCAGCUUCCUUUUCAAGGCAAGAAUGAUGACAUGAAUGUGGAAAUUACGGGAGUGCCCGGAAUGGAAGGCCUUUUGCAUCGCCAAGACUUGCCAGGUUUUUGUCGAGUCAAACAAGCUGACCACCCAUCUCUUCAAUUCGCUAUCAACGAGACCCAAACCCUAAAACGAGCCUCGGCUCUCAUUCUCGACACAAUUUAUGAACUUGAUGCUCCUUGCAUUUCCCACAUGGCCCUCACGUUUCCCAAGAUUUACACCCUUGGACCGCUCCACGCUCUCCUCAACUCCCAAAUAGGUGACAUGUCUCGAGGUCUAGCAUCCCACGGCUCUCUUUGGAAAAGCGACCUAAACUGCAUGACAUGGCUUGACUCCCAGCCUUUCAAAUCGGUUAUCUAUGUCAGCUUCGGGACUUUGGUCCACUUGACACGUGCCCAAGUGAUAGAGUUUUGGUACGGCCUGGUCAACAGUGGACACCCGUUCUUGUGGGUCAUGAGGUCCGACAUCACAUCUGGGGACCACCAAAUUCCCGCGGAGCUGGAAAAGGGUACAAAGAAAGAGGGUACAUAG
This is a messenger RNA of Prunus armeniaca (apricot), 1050 nucleotides long. NCBI's taxonomy places the organism in Eukaryota, Viridiplantae, Streptophyta, Magnoliopsida, Rosales, Rosaceae. The record is from the annotation of a GenBank genome assembly.